AUGGAGGAUCCAUGGGGUUCCCCUUGGACAAACGACUCGCCCCCGAAGAUAGAUCUCCCCGCGCCGCCGCCGCACGCACAUUUCACCCCAGACCAUAGCCAGCGACCCUCCCCUGCUCAUACGCCAUGGAUGGACGAUGAUGAUGCCUGGGGCGGCUGGGCCGAGCCUGGUAAGGACAGCAGUCCCCGAUGGGGGAGGAGUCCUGGUUUGCGGCCGAUAGGGGGUAGUCCUGCCAGCUCGAGACUUCCGUCGCCGGGACCGGAUUCAUGGGGACACCUGGCAACACUAGAAACGGCGCGGGUGCGGAAGGAGGAGAGGAGCGGAGAUUCAGCAAUAAGUCUUGGUGAAGGAUUGCGACCGAUCGAAGCCAGGGUCGCGUCGAGGACGCCGCCUCCCCUGACCGAGUUGAAGGAGAGCACGGCGGAUAUCUGGCGACAACCUGACCGGGCUCCGUCUAUGAGGAGUCUGAGUCCGAUGCCGAGUGAUGAUGGCCGACCCGGCUCUCCGGAUGGAGCUCCUCGACCAGCUCUGCGACGUGGCACGCGACCACCUGCUUUGCGCCAGCCCUCGAAUAAGGUUUUGGAGCUGGUGGAGAUGUACGACGAUAUAGCCAAGCGAAGCCACAGCGUAUCGCCUAUCGAUCCGACCAUGCGAAAGACGUCGAGCACCCGGUCGCCGGUGCAAGAAGCGACGCCUGAACCUGAGGCCGUGGAACGAUUAGAGCCGGAACCGGAAUUGGAGCCAACGCCGGAGCCAGCGCCAGAGCCAGAAACAAAGGUGGAAACGAAAGACCGCGAAGUAUCACCGGAUGUCAUGGAAGAAACAACAGAGGAGGAAAAGACCGUGGCAGAGAAGACCGAGGAAGAUGAGGCUCAAGCUGAAUCUGACUCUUGGUCGGAUUUUGAAUCGCCCAUCCAUGAGGAAGUGCCGGAAGUACCAGAAACAAAGGUGGUCGAGGAAAAGUUUCCUGUGGUUGAGACGACAACUCACGAUGAGCCCAAAGAGAUAUUACAACCACGACCAAAACAACCAUCGAUACCGUUCUCAAUCGAUAUGUCGAAGUUGGACGACCUCUUCCCCUCAGUUGAAGCAUCCUUUCCAACCCCCGAGCCAGUACCAGAUGUCAUCAUCGAUGACACGUUUGCCUCGAUAUCUGAGCGCAAGGCUUGGUACCAGAUCUCUAGAUUCGGCUCAAUCCGAAAGCAUAACAUGGGAGACGACGAAAACUAUGUGCGCAUUGGCUGGAGCAACUCACAGGUGCGUGAGCAGGCCAUCCGUAUUGUCAGACGGUGGAUGGAGGAGGACUCUAUCGCGGGCCGUGUCGUUCUUGGUCGAAGAGGUGCUGCUGCAGGUGGAAGGAUCUUCAAUUGGGAUUCUUCUGCGCCGUCAGUUGAUAUCUCAGAGUUGUUAGCGCGCAAGAGCCAUUCAAGACACGCGUCGGUCAACUCGAAAGGAACGGUAGCAUCACCGACGGUUGCGGCGUUUGGAUGGGGGAGCAGCCCUGCUCCUUCGUCGACUAUUGCUAUACCACCUCCAGCUUCGGAGCGUUCUAUCACUGAGCCCAGCUCGACUGUAGAGUCGUCUCCUGUGGAAGUCGCCAAGACGUCACCGGUUACAGCGAAGCCUCCUCCGCCUCCCGCAAGAUCACCAACAGCUAUUGCUCGACCUCCUUCUCCUAUUAAACCUAUACCUAUUAAGCCUACUACCCGCCCCCUAUCUAUAUCUCAACCUCUACCAUCACCAACUUCCCCUCAGAUUCCUCAGCCGCCUUCUCCUAUUAUACCUACGCCCCUGCAAGCUACAACCCGGCCAAUCUCUAUCUCUCAACCAAUUACAUAUCCAACAUCACCACUAGCACAACCGCCCGAGAAUGCAGGUUGGGGAGAUGAAGAAGAAGAUGACGAUGAUUGGGGCGACAUGGUUUCCUCACCUUCCGGGGAAGGGAACGGAACCUUUCCAUCUCUGGACGCGAUUGUGGGUGCCAAGACGGAGGACAACACAAACAAGGGGCAUGUUUCUAAACCUUCAAUCACGGCUACAGCUCCUCCGGAUGAUAUCUUUGAGAGUGCUCCUAAGGAAGAAGCAACAAACAACGACCGUGCUUCUUUUGACGUACCAGUCUCCCAGGGGUUCAUACCCUCACACUCUCGACAUACCACCGUCGACUGGAGCGCCUCCCCGGGCCAAGGCUUGAUGCCUAGCCACUCAAGGUCGACCACAGUUGAUUUAACUCCUUCGCCGAUACAGGGUUUGAUUAGCCACUCUAGGUCAACCACGGUCGACCUGAGUCCCCUGCCCCGGUCGUCACUGGACGUCAUGGCUUCCGCAAAUCUGAUGCAGAACAAGGCAAGGUCGCCAAUUGAAAACACAAACAGGCUGAAUGGCUGGGCUUCUUGGGACAUGGACUUCUUUGGUAAUGGGAACAAACCAUCAUCGCCAAUGAGGGAGAGCUCACCGCUGAAAGAGAGUAUGACUGCAAGCCAGGAGCUUGAACCUGUGUCGAAGCCAUUGGAGACUGCAAAAAAACAGACUUUGUCAAAGAAGCCUCGACCGAUGUCGCUUCCUGUUCCUCCACGACAAGAGCCAGAGGAUACAUCCAAAGAUGACGAGAUUGUCGCCAAUAUCCUCCGAGACCUUCCAGAUCUCUCAUACAUGUUACGAUAA
Molecule: messenger RNA, 2664 nt
Organism: Fusarium vanettenii 77-13-4
Lineage: Eukaryota; Fungi; Ascomycota; Sordariomycetes; Hypocreales; Nectriaceae
Exons: 1
Coding region: 1-2664 (887 amino acids)
Source: RefSeq, a predicted model, not a curated record